Molecule: messenger RNA, 3187 nt
Organism: Sebastes umbrosus (honeycomb rockfish)
Lineage: Eukaryota; Metazoa; Chordata; Actinopteri; Perciformes; Sebastidae
Product: UBA_like_SF and PTH2 domain-containing protein
Exons: 7
Coding region: 1301-1855 (184 amino acids)
Cellular component (GO): mitochondrion; cytosol
Molecular function (GO): peptidyl-tRNA hydrolase activity; protein binding
Source: RefSeq, a predicted model, not a curated record
AGCAGCAGCAUCCUCCUCCUCCUGACUCUAGCUGCUGGGUGUGAUGGAGUAAUGUUGCAGCUGCAGUAACAGUAACAGCAGAGCAGCAGCAGCAUCCUCCUCCUCCUGACUCUAGCUGCUGGGUGUGAUGGAGUAACGUUGCAGCUGCAGUAACAGUAACAGCAGCAGCAGCAGCAGCAGCAGCAUCCUCCUCCUCCUGACUCUAGCUGCUGGGUGUGAUGGAGUAACGCUGCAGUAACAGUAACUGUAGUAACAGCAGCAUCCUCCUCCUCCUGACUCUAGCUGCUGGGUGUGAUGGAGUAACGCUGCAGUAACAGUAACUGUAGUAACAGCAGCAUCCUCCUCCUCCUGACUCUAGCUGCUGGGUGUGAUGGAGUAACGCUGCAGUAACAGUAACUGUAGUAACAGCAGCAUCCUCCUCCUCCUGACUCUAGCUGCUGGGUGUGAUGGAGUAACGCUGCAGUAACAGUAACUGUAGUAACAGCAGCAUCCUCCUCCUCCUGACUCUAGCUGCUGGGUGUGAUGGAGUAACGCUGCAGUAACAGUAACUGUAGUAACAGCAGCAUCCUCCUCCUCCUGACUCUAGCUGCUGGGUGUGAUGGAGUAACGCUGCAGUAACAGUAACUGUAGUAACAGCAGCAUCCUCCUCCUCCUGACUCUAGCUGCUGGGUGUGAUGGAGUAACGCUGCAGUAACAGUAACUGUAGUAACAGCAGCAUCCUCCUCCUCCUGACUCUAGCUGCUGGGUGUGAUGGAGUAACGCUGCAGUAACAGUAACUGUAGUAACAGCAGCAUCCUCCUCCUCCUGACUCUAGCUGCUGGGUGUGAUGGAGUAACGCUGCAGUAACAGUAACUGUAGUAACAGCAGCAUCCUCCUCCUCCUGACUCUAGCUGCUGGGUGUGAUGGAGUAACGCUGCAGUAACAGUAACUGUAGUAACAGCAGCAUCCUCCUCCUCCUGACUCUAGCUGCUGGGUGUGAUGGAGUAACGCUGCAGUAACAGUAACUGUAGUAACAGCAGCAUCCUCCUCCUCCUGACUCUAGCUGCUGGGUGUGAUGGAGUAACGCUGCAGUAACAGUAACUGUAGUAACAGCAGCAUCCUCCUCCUCCUGACUCUAGCUGCUGGGUGUGAUGGAGUAACGCUGCAGACUGAAUCUCACUGAAUGUUUCACAUUCAAACAGAAACUGGUUCCGUCGCAGGAGAACAGUAAGAGUCCAGAAGCAGAGAGGAGAUCACCGUCGUUGUUGCUGCUGAGCUCGCUGCACAGAACAGGUAAACACCAGGUAAACACCAGUCCAGAAUGGAGCCAUCAGAGCAGUCAGGCCCAGACUCCGGCUCUCAGGAUGUCAACCCUGUCUUUCUGCAGCAGCUCAGAGAGCUGGACAUCCCAGAGGAGGCAGCCAAACAGGCACUUCUUCACACUCGGAACGUGUCUGCCGAGGAGGCGGCAAUGUACUACUUCAACAAGCUGGAGAAUGAGGAGGAGGGAGACGAUGACCUCAUGUUCAAGAUGGUGUUUGUGGUGAACAUGGACCUCGCCAUGGGGGUUGGAAAGGUGGCGGCUCAGGUUGGUCACGCUGCUGUGGGUUUGUACCAGGCUCUACAGGAGAAGAACAGCUGGAGGGAGAUGGCCUGGAAGUGGGACCACAGUGGAGCCAAGAAGGUGGUGGUCCAGGGCACCAACGUGGCUCAUCUACUGGAGCUGCAGGCCCUGGCCAUGAGCCUCAGCCUGCCCACGUACCUGGUCCAGGAUGCUGGACUCACCCAGUUGGAGUCCGGGUCCCGCACCGUCCUGGCCAUCAUGGGCGAGGAGGAGAUGGUGAACAACGUCACCGGGAGUCUGAAGCUGCUCUGAGGGGCUCAACCCCACUGUGGGGGGGAGGCAUUGCUCUGCAGUGCCACAGUGCAUCCAGCAGAGGGCAGCAUUUCCCAGCGGCGGGGAGAGUCUUGGCAUGCAAGCGUGUAACAACCUUUAAAAAAAGACCUAAAGAGCAAAGGAAAACAAGACAUGUCCCAACACCAGAAAACAAACACCCUCAGCCAUUUGUUUCCCUUUCAUUCUUUGUCUGAGCCGCUUAGUCGGCCGUUAGGAGAGCAGGAGGGGGGGAGACCGGUUGUUCACAGAGGAGUGAGGAGAAGGCAGUUUAAUUUUCUUUUUCUGGUGACCUUUCUCUUUUUCAAACAGGCCGCCUACUUAGAGUCUUAAGAUUACUUCAUCAGUUUACACACACGUCUAGUCUGUUGUCCAGUUUCUGAUAUGGCAAAGUAAAAUCAAGUAUUUCUGGUGGUUGACCAAUAUUGUAGUUAUGCUUAUUCAAGGGGCAGUGUACUGUAGGCUAAUACAUAAUGUAAUUAUAAUUAUACCCAUAGCAGAUGUAGUAUUCCCUCGUUGGAUUCACUACUCCUGAGUGAAGGGUUAUUAACUGAUAAUAUUGUGAACACUCAUUUUUGACGUUUAAAUGUGUCUGUAUGCAACUAUUCUCCCAAAGAUCCCUCUCCUUUAGAAUCAAUAACAUUACUCAUUAUUGAUAAAUGGCUAUAUUUUGUAUACAUAUGCCUGUUGGGGGCCAUAUACUGUAUAAUCUGUGGUGUGCCAUCCUAAACAGUAUGCACAGUUACUGGACUUUGUUAUAUUGUUUUGGUUUUUUUUCUUUGUGCAAAAGGGAGAAAAUUAUAAUUUCUAGAUUUAUUGUUAGAAUUUGAAGGGUGAGAAGUUGUGUGGAGCCAAAAUGUGGUGUAGUGAAGGUCUGCUGGGCCUGACGGUAUGCACUCUGACUGCCUGCGGAGGAGAGUUUACACUAAUGAAGUUAAUUUACAGCCUGACACAACGUGUGUGUACGACAGUUAUUACGGACUUCUGGUGAACAGUCUCGCACACUAAUAAUCUUAAUACACACAGAAUGAUGUGUGAGCUGUUGUGUGUCUCACUAACCAAUAUCUGUUGGCAUGAGCUGCCACUCCCACGACUCUUAGCUUAAUGUCAAAGAUUUUAUUUGUAACGGAAAUCUUUAAAAAUAAAAAAGGCAGCGGCAUGCAUGCAAUAUGAAAUGUACAUUUUGAAGAAUCCCAAAGUUCUGUCAAUUUUAGUAACAUGUCCACACUUUGAUACCUCCUAUGUUCUAUACAGUCAUUUGUGUGAGUGCUUCAAGACUAUGGAGACCAUUAAAAUGCCUCCAGAUUACAAGCA